CGUCCGUCUGUGGCUGCGUGCCUAGCUCUGCUCUGGCCUCCGCCUCCGCUUGGCCUGAGGGGGAUCCGUGGCUGGAGGGCCGAGCCAUGCGGAGGGCCAGCGCCGCCCAGCCGUGAGCAGCCAGCCGCUCUCCCCGCCUCCCUCGCCUCCUCCUCCUCGGCAGCCAUUUUGUGCCUCCUCCUCCUCCUCCCGCCGCCGCCGCCGCCGCCGCCUCUGCCGCCGCUUCUCCGGGCGCCUGUGGUCCUGGGCCGGUGCCUGACGGGGAAGCAGCCGCAGCCGCAGCGCCUGGUGCCGGUGGUGCUCCGCUCCGCCGCUCCCGAUGGCGAAGAAAACCUACGACCUGCUCUUCAAGCUGCUGCUGAUCGGCGACUCCGGCGUCGGCAAGACCUGCGUCCUCUUCCGCUUCUCCGACGAUGCCUUCAACACCACCUUCAUCUCCACCAUCGGCAUAGACUUCAAGAUCAAAACUGUUGAGUUGCAAGGGAAGAAGAUAAAGCUACAGAUAUGGGACACAGCUGGGCAGGAACGGUUUCACACCAUCACCACCUCCUACUACCGAGGCGCCAUGGGGAUCAUGCUAGUGUAUGACAUCACCAAUGCCAAAAGCUUUGAAAACAUCAGCAAGUGGCUCAGAAACAUAGAUGAGCAUGCCAAUGAAGACGUGGAGAGGAUGCUUCUAGGAAACAAGUGUGACAUGGAUGAUAAGAGGGUUGUACCCAAAGCUAAAGGCGAGCAGAUUGCAAGGGAGCACGGUAUUAGGUUUUUCGAAACUAGUGCAAAAGCAAAUAUAAACAUUGAGAAGGCAUUCCUCACGUUAGCAGAAGACAUUCUUCGAAAGACCCCUGUAAAAGAGCCCAACAGUGAAAAUGUAGAUAUCAGCAGUGGAGGCGGCGUGACCGGCUGGAAGAGCAAGUGCUGCUGAAGGGGCUUCCCUUGCCAAGCGUCCUCCAUCGCCCUUCCUCUUCCUCCUCUUCUUGCUGCGGAAUAAACCACUUUGCCCAUUUUUAACCUUAAAUAUUUUUUUGUUCCUCAUCUUAACAUGGCUCCUCCUUUCCUUCGUUCUUUUGUUAGGGAGAGCUCACUGACUAUAAUCUUCUCAAAACAAAACUGUAUCGAAAUCAUGUCUGACUUUAUUUUUAAUGUACUGGCUCAACUCGGCACCAUGUUCUGGUUGUAUUAUAGCCCAGUCUUAACAUGACAAUUUAGAGCGAUCAUUUCAGCUCCAGUCUGCAAAUUGUACAAGAAUAAAAAAGAAAUACGUAGCGUUAACAGUUUUUAUUUUGUACAACUGUGGGGUUUUGUUAAUGGAUACUGUGCUUAAGUCACCAUAUUUGCAUCUGCAGAAAAGGAAAAACUCAUUCGCCUUGAGUCUGUAAAUGGGGUUUAUUUUGUCCUGUGCCUUACAUGGAAAGGAACUUUGGUUCUCUCCCUCCCCCCGUCCUCCUCUUUCUGUUCUGGCGAAGGCAAGACCAGAGGCCCCCUUCUCCUGGGGCGACUUCCCUGGCAUUGAUGUAGUGAACUGAGGACAGCCGGGGCGAGAGCAAGGCCUGCCGGGUGCCUCCAAUGACAAUUUUUUCCUCUCUGUAGUGGUUCCCUCCUUCCCUUCUCCCCCCUUUUUUGUCUGCAUGCGGUUUUUUGUUUUGUUUUUUUAAUGGUGUGAUGUGUUAAGAGAUGGCAAUACGCUGUAUUUGCCAAAUUUAAUUCCAAGCACUGAUCACGGAUCUAGCUUUCUGGGGUAAAACGUGAAGUAUCUACUAACCUUUUUGUCUAGCAAACGUUGGGCCAAUUACUAUUCCCCCCCUCCCCAGCCCUCCCUCCCUCCUUCUCACAUAGUUAUUGGGGUUUAUGAUAUGGAAGAGUUAAUUGCAUGCGCAGUAGUUUUCUAUGGAGGGUGAUGUGGCUGUUGUCUUAUCUUUGUGUACAACUAUGCCAUGGCAGGUCCCAAAGCUGCAGCCGUGAACUAUGAAUUUGGUUUUCUUUGCUGCUCCGCGCAGGUGACUCAGUAGCCUAGUCAAUGUUUAAUAUGGGGACAGGAACGGGGCGAGGGGGAGAAAGGGCAGGUGAGUCGGAUGGCCAUACCCCUAGAGUGCGCUCCUUCCUUCUGUGUUAAGUUCUUCACAAUAAAAGAAAUCCCUUGUUUACAACCUUGAGCAGUCGUAACUUCUUUCGACAGCUGGCAAGCAAAAAGCAGCAAUGUAAAAACAGUACAAAUGCUUUAGCAGCCGGGUGCGCACUCUGCUUUUGCGCGGUGGGGAGCGGCCCUUGGGGGACGACUUGCUUUUCCAGUUUGCCACCUUGCCUCUUGUUCUGGCUCAGCUGGAACCACCAAGGAGACAGCAGUGUCACAACAACAGGAGGGUGUGAAUGUGCGUAUGUGUGUGUAAGAGCAUGAGAAAGAGAGAGAGUGUGUGUGUGUGUGUGUUGCCUUCUGGGAGAGCACCAAAGGCUGACUUCUUUGCAGGCCCCUUGUGCUGAAUUUGGGUGCCUUGCCCGGCAGCGUUCUUCAUCCCCAGUUGGGCAGGAGGACAUUGGCGCCAAAGGGGUUCCUUGUGAGCCCCUCUUUUCCCUCUCUUCCUCCUGGGCUUGAGGGUGACCUUUUUGCCUUUUCUUUGGGACAUUUCUUCCUCUGAUCAAACCAGCACGCAAUGCUGACUGUAAUUCUAACGAAUUGGAUAAAGGCGAGCCUCGCUGGUGGUUCGGGUGUCACCCGCCUAGGAGCGGUCCUGUCCCUUCCCCUUGUCUUCCCUUGUGCUGGUUCCCCUUUCCCAGCUGAGCGGCUGUUAAAGCAGAGGCAGGGAGCCCCGGGGACCGGAAGCGACAAAAGGGUGGCACUCUGUGUGUUCCUCACUUAUUUCGAUGUACUGGUUAGUGUUGUAAAUAGAAAUGGCUACCUUUUCAGAUCUGCACUUUCUAACAUUAUCACAGGUUUUUAAAAAAGGGAAUAUGGAGUAGUAUGCAUCAUCUUUUCUCUCUCUCUCUCUCCUUUUUUUAAUAACUUUUGUUUAAAACAUGUGCUUUUGAUUUGCUUCCUGGGCCUUGCCCUCCUGUAUGAGCCUCUCUAAACAAGUUCUUUGUAAAAGCUGUCUUCUUCAUUAAGCACCGAGCAGCUGAAAACAAAGCAGCCCACUCUCUGGUACUACUAGCUGAAAAUUCAUAUUCUACUUAACAAGGUAAAUAAACUGAAAUAUUUCUA
This is a messenger RNA of Sceloporus undulatus (fence lizard), 3193 nucleotides long. RefSeq names its product RAB10, member RAS oncogene family (gene RAB10). NCBI's taxonomy places the organism in Eukaryota, Metazoa, Chordata, Lepidosauria, Squamata, Phrynosomatidae. Gene Ontology annotation, molecular function: GTPase activity; GTP binding. Gene Ontology annotation, cellular component: insulin-responsive compartment; Golgi apparatus; recycling endosome. The transcript is spliced from 6 exons. The record is from RefSeq and is a predicted model, not a curated record. Bases 320 to 922 code for a protein of 200 amino acids. Gene Ontology annotation, biological process: cellular response to insulin stimulus.